UGUCGUCUUCCUCAUAUGAUAUCUAGGUCAUUUUUUGAUGGUCACCUCUCCACGGCUGCAAACUUUUCUGGCCGCAGUCGUCAUCCUGAAACCAACUGCAACACCCGAUUAUCUGAAAUCGUUCAAUUUACCAUAUUUAACUCUGUAACCCGCACCAGAUCAUUAUAGCAAAUUAGGAGCACGCUCAAGUCAAGUCAGCCUAAGAAAAGCUGCCUCUGAUACAAAAAUAUAUUUUUUACUGACAAUUAAGUGUCGAUGAUACCAUGGUCAAACUUCAUUCACAGCAAAUUUACAACUUCAAAUAGCAGAAAUUAUUACAGCAAUCUUGCAUACACUCGAUUUAUAUGCCAAUGGAAUGGCUAAAUACGUAUUGGAUAAGCAACACAUGGUCAACUUCCUCCAUCUUAUUAACUCUUCACAUCUCGCAACCCUCUUGGAACUAUGCCUUAAAUCAAAAUCAUCAUUCAAACAAACCCAAUGCAUACACGCCCAGAUCAUCAAGUCCAGAUUUUGCUCCGAAACAUUCAUCCUAAAUAGGCUGGUUGACGUUUAUGGAAAAUCUGGUUCGGUUGAUGAUGCACACAAGGUGUUCGAUGAAAUUCCUGAGAGAAACAUAUUCUCUUGGAAUGCUGUGUUAUCCACUUUAACGAAUGCGGGUCGUUUAGAUGAAGCAAACCGGGUAUUUGGGUCCAUGCCGGUGACUGACCAGUGCUCGUGGAACUCUAUAGUGUCGGGUUUUGCUCAACAUGAUCGGUUCUCUGACUCGAUUGAGUUUUUCGUACGUAUGCAUGCUCAAGAUUUUGUGCUUAACCAGUAUUCUUAUGGUAGUGCUCUUAGUUCGUGUGCAGGUUUGAGGAAUAUGAGAAUGGGUACUCAGAUUCAUGCUUCGGUUUUGAAGUCUCCUUAUGAAGGAGAUGUUUAUAUGGGUAGUGCUCUUAUAGACAUGUAUUCGAAAUGUGGGAACGUGGGUUGUGCUCAAAAGGUUUUCAAUGGGAUGAAUCAACGAAACACGGUUUCUUGGAAUAGUUUGAUCUCGUGUUAUGAACAAAAUGGUCCGGCUGAUGAAGCUCUUGAUGUUUUCAGGAGAAUGAUGAACAAUGGGAUUGAUCCGGAUGAGGUCACUCUAGCGAGUGUGAUUAGUGCGUGUGCGAGCUUGUCAGAACUGAAUUUCGGACGGGAAAUUCACAAUCGAGUUAUAAAGUUUAACAAGCUAAGGGAUGAUAUUGUUAUAUGCAACGCGUUGGUUGAUAUGUACGCUAAAUGCAGUAAAAUCACAGAAGCAAGAUGGAUUUUUGAUACAAUGCCAAUCAAAAACAUCAUAACACAAACAUCCAUUAUUAGCGGUUACGCUAAGUCAGCAAACGUUGAAACCGCACGUUCUUUUUUUGUCAACAUGCCAGAUAGAAAUAUAGUAUCAUGGAACGCGUUGAUCGCUGGGUACACACAAAACGGAGACCACGAAACCGCAUUAGGACUCUUUCGCAAACUAAAACAAGAAAACGUCUUUCCAACGCAUUACACUUUCGGGAAUCUUCUUAACGCAUGUGCAAACCUUGCUGAUUUGAGAUUAGGCCAGCAAGCUCACACCCAUGUCGUAAAACACGGGUUUAGAUUCGAAUCCGGACCCGAAAGUGAUAUCUUCGUAGGAAAUUCUCUUAUAGAUAUGUAUGUCAAAUGUGGAUCUAUAGAAGAGGGGAAACGAGUUUUUAAAAACAUGGCUUGUAAAGAUUGGGUGUCGUGGAACGCAAUCAUUGUAGGGUUUGCUCAAAACGGUUACGGGGUAGAAACGAUUGAGUUGUUUAAAGAAAUGUUGGCGGCCGGUGAGAAACCGGAUCAUGUUACAAUGAUCGGAUUACUGUCUGCUUGUAGUCACGCUGGUUUAGUUAACGAGGGCCGUUAUUAUUUCAACUCAAUGAGUAAAGAAUUUGGAAUACAACCAACGAGUGACCAUUACGCUUGUAUAGUUGAUCUACUUGGUCGAGCCGGUUGUCUUGACGAAGCGAAAGACCUGAUUGAUAAUAUGCCGAUGCAACCCGAUGCUGUCGUAUGGGCGUCUUUGCUUGGUGGUUGUAAAGUUCAUGGUAACAUUGAGUUAGGAAAAUAUGUGGCGGAAAAGUUGAUAGAGAUAGAUGGUAAUAACUCCGGUCCGUAUGUUUUGCUUUCGAAUAUGUAUGCUGAAAUGGGAAAUUGGGGGGAGGUUAAACGGGUUAGAAAGCUUAUGAAGCAAAAAGGUGUCGUUAAACAACCGGGCUGUAGUUGGAUUGAAGUCGAGGGUAAAGUUCAUGUUUUUAUGGUGAAAGAUAGACGGCAAGCUAAAAAGAAAGAAAUUUAUCUGGUGUUGAGAACACUUAGUAAAGUAAUGAAGCUGUUUGGUUGUAGUCGUAAUGCUCAUGAGUUGGAGGGAAAUGAAGAAGGGAGUUUAGAUUUGGAAUCACUGGACUCACCAAUUACUCUGGAAGCCUCAUAGUUUUGCUGCUGAGUUUUUCUUUUUACAUUUAUUAGUCACCGAAUCUCUGUUACAAUGGCUGGAUUCUGUCCAGGUAGACAAUCGAUGGCAGUUGAUGGUUGUUAUCCGAAAGUGGAUGUAAACUGUUUAGCCACCAAAGAUAACCGUCGACAAAACAUUGCCUAUGUAACUAUUAUAUAAACCUAUUGUAUGGUCUUGUGUAAUCACCAAGAUAUCGGCAAUUCUGUUCGAUAUCCCAACAAACUGAAGUCAGGCCGUCAGGGACCUACUGAGUUCUUGUCUCCUUACAUUUUUUCAUUUGACGUAUAAGGUGUCUGAUUGCAGCA
This is a messenger RNA of Helianthus annuus (common sunflower), 2793 nucleotides long. Its product is annotated as pentatricopeptide repeat-containing protein At2g13600. Bases 356 to 2467 code for a protein of 703 amino acids. Lineage: Eukaryota; Viridiplantae; Streptophyta; Magnoliopsida; Asterales; Asteraceae. The record is from RefSeq and is a predicted model, not a curated record. Gene Ontology annotation, molecular function: RNA binding; protein binding. Gene Ontology annotation, biological process: RNA modification. The transcript is spliced from 2 exons.